Molecule: messenger RNA, 597 nt
Organism: Fusarium vanettenii 77-13-4
Lineage: Eukaryota; Fungi; Ascomycota; Sordariomycetes; Hypocreales; Nectriaceae
Exons: 2
Coding region: 1-597 (198 amino acids)
Biological process (GO): DNA synthesis involved in DNA repair; DNA-templated DNA replication
Cellular component (GO): delta DNA polymerase complex
Molecular function (GO): DNA-directed DNA polymerase activity
Source: RefSeq, a predicted model, not a curated record
AUGCCCGCAACUCGAAGAUCAGCCGGCGGUGCACGCAGUCGCGGCCCUCCUGCCAAGGGCCAGUCCACCCUCACCAGCUUCUCGAGCAGAGUGACAAAGAAUGUGGCAAAGAGUGCCAAGAAGUCCAUCAUCUCGCCUUCCAUCACAAAGAUCGACCCCACUCAGGCCCCAAAACAGACCAAGGUCGAGGAGGCUGUUGUCGAAGAGCCUGAGCCUAUAGAGGUGGACGAAGAGGAGGAACAGCCAGAGGUUGUGCCAGAGCCAGAAAAGUCCGAGGCCGAGCUGCGCGCGGAGCAGAUUACGGAUGCGCAAAUCAAGAAGUAUUGGAAGACGAUCGAAGAGCAGUGGACCUCUCCCCGGUUGCAUCAACAGGGUGUAUCGCUAAGCGAAAGGGUCCUCCGAUAUUUUGAUGUUAGCUCGCAAUACGGACCCUGUAUCGGCACUCCUCGUAUGAAGCGAUGGAAGCGAGCUGAGCGCCUUGGUCUGAACCCCCCAAUUGAGGUCCUUGCCGUCCUCCUAAAGGAAGAGACCAAGGGUAACAAGGUUCAAAGGGCACAUAUGGAUGAAAUUCUCAACUCCACUGCGGUGGGGAGCUGA